CUUUGAUUUUCAAACAAAGCAUCUUAAUCCCCUGUUCUCUCUAAUCGAAUCGCAUCCCUUUCGUUUCGAAAACUCCCAAAUUCCCAAACCCUAACUUUUCUCUCACAACUCCAAUGGCGCCCAAAGCUGAGAAGAAGCCCGCCGAGAAGAAGCCAGCGGAGGAGAAGAAGUCGACUGUGGCUGAGAAAGCCCCGGCCGAGAAGAAGCCCAAGGCCGGCAAGAAGCUCCCCAAGGAGGCCGGAGCCGCCGCCGGAGAUAAGAAGAAGAAGAGAUCGAAGAAGAGCGUAGAGACCUACAAGAUCUAUAUCUUCAAGGUGCUGAAGCAGGUUCACCCUGAUAUUGGGAUCUCCAGCAAGGCCAUGGGCAUCAUGAACAGCUUCAUCAACGACAUCUUUGAGAAGCUCGCCCAGGAGUCUUCCAGGCUUGCAAGGUACAACAAGAAGCCGACCAUUACUUCUCGGGAGAUCCAGACUGCUGUGAGGCUUGUGCUUCCUGGUGAGCUCGCUAAGCACGCGGUGUCUGAAGGGACUAAGGCGGUGACCAAGUUUACAAGUUCUUGAAGUGUGGUGGGUUCUGCUCUGUUCCGGAUAUGUAGUUUUUCGAUGUCAAGUGUUUAGAUUAAGGGUUUAGUUUAGUAGAUAUGUAAUUCACUAUCAGUUCUUUCAACGAAAUACUAUGGUUUAUAUGAUCUGAAUUCUGUGCUCACAUGGAUUAUACCUGGAAUAUUGUGAUCUCAAAUUUGAAAUGAAAACCCAUGUACUUAAUGAUGGUUUCUGUAACGUGAAUUUGGUUCCAAUGCCCAUGUGCUGGAGUUGGGCGUGUAAA
Molecule: messenger RNA, 825 nt
Organism: Prunus dulcis (almond)
Lineage: Eukaryota; Viridiplantae; Streptophyta; Magnoliopsida; Rosales; Rosaceae
Product: probable histone H2B.1
Exons: 1
Coding region: 114-560 (148 amino acids)
Biological process (GO): nucleosome assembly
Cellular component (GO): nucleosome
Molecular function (GO): protein heterodimerization activity; DNA binding; structural constituent of chromatin
Source: RefSeq, a predicted model, not a curated record